Molecule: messenger RNA, 4167 nt
Organism: Habropoda laboriosa
Lineage: Eukaryota; Metazoa; Arthropoda; Insecta; Hymenoptera; Apidae
Product: muscle M-line assembly protein unc-89-like
Exons: 10
Coding region: 1-4167 (1388 amino acids)
Cellular component (GO): extracellular region
Molecular function (GO): chitin binding
Source: RefSeq, a predicted model, not a curated record
AUGGGGAGUGGGCUGAAGGAAUUCAUCGUAGCCAUGAACCUCGCGUUGCAUGGAUUUUUGUUGCAGGUUUUACUGUCGAUCUUCAACCUCCAGCAUGGCUCCUUGUUAUGCAGCGCGGGGGAACCUGGCUAUUUGGACUUCGACAACCUGCCGGAGACGAACUUUUCGUGUCAGGGGAAGGUGAUUGGUGGCUAUUACGCGGAUGUUGAGGCUGGAUGUCAGAUGUUCCACGUUUGCACGAUCGGUCAGAAAGACUUGGUUUCAGACGAGAUUAUGGACAUAAAGUUCCUCUGUCUGAACGGAACCGUCUUCGAUCAGGAAACCAGGGUCUGUGAAAGGGUGGACGAGGUUGAUUGCAGUAAAAGCGAGCGAUUCUACAACCUGAACCUGGAACUCUAUGGCAACAACGCGGUCACUCUAAGAGCAGUUUCGAAGUUGACGAUAUCCCCAGUACCAACGCCAGAGCCAUCGAGAUCCGUGCAGACGAAGACCAGCAGCCAGAGUUCCCAGCAGCCACGAAUCUCAGGGAACUUCCUCUCCACACCAUCGACCGACGAGACCACCGUCAGAUCCUUCUACCCAACGCCGAGAAGCUCGUCGAAAUCUCCGCAGAGCUCGCAGUCCACCAGUGAACAGGUCACCCAGCACAUACACGUGCUUCCUCCUGUGCAAAUCCCUCAGUUGAAGCCUCAUCAGAUCACGAUCAACCUACCGCCACCGGAUCUUCAAAGAAUAGUCCAGAAUCCUUCGUCUUUACUUCCUUCUCAAUCCAGAGUGAUCGUGACAGCUAAAGCGAGCGUGAGUGACGAGUCGGGUAGACCAUUGAACACCACUCAGCUGGUCACUCUGCCUCUUCCCACGAUUCCUGCCAGCUACGACGAUUAUAAAGAAGGCGACGAGUCCUUUGAUCCCUUCUACAGAGACGUGCCCAAGAUCAGAAACAACAGAGGAGCUAGACGAAGUAGCAGCGAAGCUAGAACAGGUCUGAGGCCGAAGAGGUCUGUAGGACAAACUAAGAGUUCGAUGGUGUCGUUCGUCUACGGAGGAGAUACGAAGAAGAAGCAGGAUGGACAGAUAAAAGGGGGUAAGAAGGAUAGAAACAGGGAUAAAGUUAACGUCGAGGAGGGGAACAAGGAAUUCAAGUCGAUCAAAGAGAGCCUGAUGAAGUUCAGGGAUAUUCUAUUUGGCGGUGAGUUCACCGAGGACACGAUUAGAAGUGUGUUUGAGGGAAGCAGACUGCAGCUGACUGAUCCUGAUGGUAAAGUGAGGGGUCUGAGGAAGGAUUCGUUGGAGGAUCUGGAAACGAAAGCUUCUAAGAAUUUUAAAACUAGGGAGUACGACGAUGAGACUGAAGAGGAAGCGUUGAAAAAGGAGAGCGAUGCUGAGGAGCAGUCGGAGGGGCUUGAGAUUCCUCUGCAGUUGGAUACUAAGGCUUCUGAUGCUGAAGAAUACAUUGAUAUCGAUGACGGGAAGGAAGCGGUGUCAGAUUCGAAGGAUGAUGCAGAGGAAUUUGGUGAAAUUGAGAGAGGAGAAGGGGAAGAAGAAGAAGAAGAAGAAGAAGCUAGAGAUCCAGAACGAGACAUUGAUGUGGUGAUUCUUGAUCCCAACGAGUACUUGAGAAUGAAAUCAGCAGGUCAGGAGAGUCUUUCAAAGACCACAGAGGCAACAAUAGUCAGUCAUCCUGAAGACAAACAGGACUUGAACGUUUCGAAAAAUCAGGAUGACACUAUUGAAGAAAGUAAACAGCCUAAGAAGACUGAAAGUGAUCAAGAGAAGCUUGUAGAGGAAGAGCGAAAGGAGAAGCCUAAGGAACAAAACCCAAGAAGAAAAAGUUCCAGGAUAAGAUCUUCCAGAGGGAAAAUAUCCUCCAGAAAGAAGGAAACGAAAAAUAAAGAACCUGUGAAACCUCUAGAAGAAAAAGUUCCUGAGCAAAAAGUAGAAACAACCACAGAACCAGUGGUGAUCUCUGAAGUUGAACAAAUUGAUAAGCACAUAUUUGACGAACCAGAGUCUCAGACCUCUAAAGAAGUAGAUACCAGAGCUGUUGGUAAUCAUAGUGGCUACGUGAAGAGUCAUCAGACUGGCAAGGAUCAGGAUUCAGGGAAGGAGAACCGAAAAGGAGAAGCUAAUGAGUACGAGAUCUUGAAGAAACAGGCUGAAACUUUGGAAAAAGAUGAAGAAAAGAUUGACAAGCUUCUAGAGGAUAAUGAAGAAACAACUAUUCCAACGUUAGAUGAAGAGCAAAUCGAAGAGGAGGAAAGGAUCGAAGUACCAGAGGAACCAGAGGUUACUGAAAAAGUAGAACACCCUGAAACGUCUAAAGAGAAUUCCUCCAUAGAACAUGAAAAUGUAGAAGAUGAGUCGACCACAGUCUUCAGCAACGAUGAUUCUCAAGAAGACAGCCACGAAGUGGUGAAAAGUUCGCGUAAAGAGAAGAGUAUGAAGUUCGAGGACUCUUCCAGGGAGGUAUCUUCUCACAGACAGGAUAAGAGCAGGAAGAUCGACGACGAAGAGGAAGAAGAACGAGAAUCCCAAGAGUAUUCGACGAUCAAGAGCGAGGAGUUCAAUUCCCAGGAACUGUACGAUUCCACGGAAUCAUUCUACGAGAAUACUGACGAACUUGAUACCGAGGAUGAUUACGGAAGUGCUGAAGACGCGACUGUUUCUUCUGAGCACAGCGCUUCAGAGGAAGUUCCAAGUUCCAGAGAAGAAUCCACAGAGGAGCACAAUGAGAACGAGUCAACCUUGAGUGAUCAGGAAGUGAGCACUGAAGGAGUCUUAAAGUUCACAGAUGAACUACCCAAAGACAAGAAAGAAGACGUGUCAGAGAACAAGAAACCCUCAGAGUCUGUAGAAAAUAUUGCUCACGACUACGUGGACGACAAUUACGAGCCUGACAACUAUAAAGAACAAGAAUCCUCAGACUCUAACAAUCUAAGCGACGAGAAAACGAACAAAGAAAUGCUCUCUGAUGGAAAAAUGGAGAACAUCGGUGUAGAAACCACCACAGAGCCUGAGAAGAGUCCAGACGAAGAAACUGAGAGUCCGUAUGAUUUUAGUACAGAUCAGAUGGACCUGCUCCAAACAACCACAUCAACAACCACGACUAGCACAACAACUGCUCGUCCAACACCUCUGAAGCUGUUCAAACCAAUUGCAGCAAGGAAGAAUUACAACUACAUCCCUCCAACAACGACUCCAAAUCCAGUGGUGAUUAAACCAAGGCUGAGUCUGUUGAAUCCUAAGCCAGCAAAACCACCUAAAUCGUACAACGAACUAGCACCCAAGCCAGUGAUCAGGAAAUUCACAUUGCUGGCACGUAAACAGACUACCACUAUGGCUACCACAAGGUACAGAGAGGAGGAUUCGACUGAAACAACAGAAAUGACGACCACAGAGUCGCCGUUGACUACAACUGAGACUAGCAGGAGUGAAGAAAAUGUAUUAGAAGGUAAAUUAGAGAAGGAUCAGAUCCUGGUGAAGGGCAAAGACGAUCAAGACUCCAGUCCAAGUGAACAGAAAUCCCCUACGAAUGUGAAAAAGGAAGAGGAUGAAGGUUUCACGCCUUAUCCCAUAACCAGACUAACCACCCUUGCAUCUACUAUUGAGAAGACACUGAAGGAAGUUGAGUCUACCAGCGUAGAGCCUGAGAAACAGGUCACUCCUAAGAAUUUCACUCUGUUGGAUAUAGAAAUUGUCAGUACAACUGCUUUAUCUACUUUCAACGAGACUGACAACGUGGAGGAACCAUCAUCGACCACCAUGAAGCCAGCUACAGAGGAAGAGACGUCGAUUGCACCGACCACGAAGAGGAUCGAGGAUGUGACAGAGUAUCCUUCGACUUCUCUAGCUUUUGAAACGACUAUCGUUGCGGAGACCACAAGCAAAGAGGCUGAAGAGAUAGUAUCGACCACGAUGAGAUCGCUGAGACGAAAAUCAGCGACCUUGAGGAGGCAGGAUGGCUUCAAUUGCCUGGAGAAGGAGAUGUAUCGUUUCUAUGGGGAUAACAGGGACUGUAGACUGUUCCAUUAUUGCUCUCCUGGCUUCACCUCGAGGCAGGUGCUCGACUUCCGGUUCGUGUGCGAAGAGGGCACUGCGUUCGACGAGGAGAGCCAGAGUUGUAGCCAUGACGGUCGAAGUGGAGGUUGUUUGAAGAGGCAGUGGUAA